Rubroshorea leprosula is the source of this 1283-nucleotide messenger RNA. NCBI's taxonomy places the organism in Eukaryota, Viridiplantae, Streptophyta, Magnoliopsida, Malvales, Dipterocarpaceae. The record is from the annotation of a GenBank genome assembly.
AAUGUCCUGGAUGGGGGCUUCCGCAAGGUGAAUUGUACUCUAUUGAUUGCUUAAGAAUUGAUAAAUUGUUUGGGGUCAUCACUAAUCUUUUAUUAGGUGUAAUUGAUCACUUAUUAUAUUAUUUAUUUAAAAUAAAUAAAUUUUGGUUAAAGACUACGAUUAUGCAUGGGAAAGUCUACGAAUGGAAUAAAAAUGAUGAAACUAAAAUACAAAGGAUGAAAGAACCUUUUAUUUGUUUCAAGGACUUAGAUGGGGCAAUUGAAAAGUGGUGGACUAAAACCAAAGCGCCAAUGAUUCAGAAAGGUACGUAAAGGCCUGUUGUAUUGUCUUGCCAUUUUGUUCCAACAUUUACCAAAGGGUGCUGUUCUUCUCACUUCAAUGUUGAAAUCCCCAUGGCCUCGAAUCCCCGGUCAAUUGCAGCCUCUGUUCACCAUUCUUAACCUCCUUUUUUCUCCCAUGUCUCUGUAAUGUUAGGGACAAGAAUGGAUGAGGGAGAGCAGCGGCUGAGUAAUGAGUGGUUGGAAAAAUGCAUCUCGAGGGAAAGGAAGACAAUGGAGGUUGAGCAAUCAUGGAAGUGAAUUCCGAUCUGAUAUGGGGUUGAAAGGAAGGGGAUCUGAGAAGAAGAAACCGAUCGAGGCAGCAGGAGAAUGGCAGACCCGAUCCCGGUACCCGAUGGAAAGAGGGGCUGAGGAAGGGAAUUUGGCAGCGAUCCUUGACCGCAUGUUUGGAGCGCCGAAUGCAAUGCAGGAUAGGACAAAGUUUUUGUCUUGUCUUGUCUUGCUAUUUCCCAUGUUUGGUGGAAGGAAGAGAUGGGACACGCAACAUCCUACAUUUUAUCCAAUCCUGACCUCUCUUGAUAAAAUGUAUCCCACCUCCCCAAUGGGAUUAGGUGGGAGAAGAUUGAAUUUUCAUAUUUUACCCCUUCUUUUCCCCGCAUUGAUUUUCUCCUCUCAUAUACAAGAUGCCUGCACAUCGGCGCCGAUUCCGGCAUUGGUUUAUUUCAUCAAUUCUGAAAAUGCAUUUUUCAUCCUGUUGAUCUCCUCCGUUCUCCUAAGCUUCGGCAUCUAUUUUAUCUUCCAGCAUGGAUCUCUUUGUAAAUCUCCUGUUUUCCCUUUCUUCUUCUUCCAUCACUGAUUUCUUUAGUCUCCGAUCAUCCCUUUCCUUUUCUUUUUCUCCUGAAAUAAAGAAACUCAUAUUUAUCCCACUCCUUUUUCUCACUCACAAGGCAUUUGUAUCUCAAAUUUCAAUUUCAUUUGAAUCGACACCGAUGUCAUUGUCUCCUC